AUGUCUCCCUUCGAAAAUAAAGGACUAAUACUGGGCAUAAUGGCAGGGACUGCUGGAAUAAGCCUGAUGCUGAUUUGGUACCGUAAGAUCCGAAAACCCGAUGCAGCUGUGCAUAUACCUGUGCUCCUAGAUGUAGGUAACAGGCUUAAUUCUGUGGGCUUCCAAAAUGAAGCGCCUAAUGAGCAAGGAGUAGUAAUGGUUUUACACGGAAGGCAACUGCAGAUACUGGAAAAAUUGAAUGGCUUGCUAGUAAGUGUGGACGAGCUGAAGAGAGAGGUGAAAUUUCUGAAAGAAGCUAUUCCAAAGCUUGAAGAGCUUGUUCGAAAUGAGCUUCAAGGAAAGGGAGAUGUUCAGAGAGUUAGCCCGUCACACAGAGCAACAAAGCGGAGAAAAGCUGAGACAGCUUCUGGUGCAACAGAAACUACCAGCUCUGAGGAGGCCGAAAGUGAAGGAGGUUAUCUUACAGCUCAUACUGAUUCUGAAGGAGACUCCGAGGAAGAAAAGGGAUGUACAAAAUCCCCCGAUGCCAUUGUGAAAUCAGAAGAAGAAGAGUUAUUUAAUCUUUUACAGCAGGUGGACAAUUUGCACAAGGGCUCAGAGGAUGAUAAAAAGGAGGGCUUCAGACUGCUGCUUGAGAAAGAUGACAAGUAUGAAAGCUGUGUGGACUUUCUUUGGAGGCUUGCACGCGCUUAUGGAGAUCUGUUUGAGAUGACUACUGAUGCUGAGGAGAAGAGGAAGUAUGUUACUGAUGGGAAGAUUAAAGCUGAAAAGGCUAUUCAGCUGGAUGGCAGGAGUGCUGAGAGUCACCAGUGGUUUGCAAUUAUGUGUGGCUAUAUGUCUCAGUUUGAAAGUGUACAAAACAAAAUCAGGAAUGGUUAUCUCUUUAAGGAGCACCUAGACAAAGCAAUUGAACUUAAGCCACAAGAUCCUUUUUUAUAUUACCUAAAUGGAAGAUGGUGCUACUCAGUAUCUCAGUUGUCUUGGAUUGAAAAGAAAGUAGCUGCUGCUCUCUUUGGGACUCCACCAACUUCAACAGUAGAAGAAGCAUUGCAGAAUUUCCUUAAGGCAGAAGAAAUGCAUCCAGGAUAUUCCAAAUACAAUUAUGUAUAUUUGGCAAAGUGCUAUAAAGAUCUUGGCCAGAAAAACAAUGCACUGAAGUACUGUGAUUCUGCACUGUCAAUUCUCUCAGUUACUAAUGAGGAUAAAGAGGCCCAGAAAGACUUAGAGGCUUUACUUCUCACACUGAAGCUGUGAUACUACACACUUUUUAACUCUUCAAGCUGUGAUAAAACUGGAAUGAAAAUCUAUAGGACUGGGAACUGCGGGUGAAUUCCAGCUAAGUCAGUGGGAAAACUGUCAUUGAUUUUUAGCUGGCUUGGAUCAUGGCCUUUAAGCAUCUGGUGAUUAUGAUAUGAAAAUGAUGCAUUCAUUUUUGAUUAUUUAUAAUCUUGUACUGAAUUUUCAUUUUAGGUUGCUGACACUGUGAGUCUGAUUCUCUGAACAUGAAGUCCACUGCUGGCAAUGGACAUACUGGGGGUUAAAAUGCAAAAUGCAUAAAUCUCACUCUUUGAAAGAUUAAUCCACUAGUAUGUGAUGCCAGGAUAGAACUGUGUGUAGCAAAAACAAAAAAACAAAUGUUUCUAUAGUAAAUUAUAUUUGUAUCAACUAAUUUACACAGAUGUGUACAAAAGAAAAUCAUAAACAUUUAUGUUUACACAUUUCUCUACUCUUAUAAAAUUAGAAUCUUGCUGAAGUUAAAGAAAAAGCUUUUGCCUCCACAAAGCUGUUUUUACUUUAAACCUACUGUUGGUUUUACA
Molecule: messenger RNA, 1817 nt
Organism: Gavia stellata (red-throated loon)
Lineage: Eukaryota; Metazoa; Chordata; Aves; Gaviiformes; Gaviidae
Gene: RMDN2
Product: regulator of microtubule dynamics 2
Exons: 10
Coding region: 1-1254 (417 amino acids)
Cellular component (GO): cytoplasm; spindle microtubule; mitotic spindle pole
Molecular function (GO): microtubule binding
Source: RefSeq, a predicted model, not a curated record